Molecule: messenger RNA, 261 nt
Organism: Guyanagaster necrorhizus
Lineage: Eukaryota; Fungi; Basidiomycota; Agaricomycetes; Agaricales; Physalacriaceae
Exons: 1
Source: RefSeq, a predicted model, not a curated record
GCUCCAGAGCUUGUCAGUUUGACUAUUGACAUGCUCAGCACCAUUGAUGCAGAGAGUCAUCUUCUGGCACUGUUUAAUGGACAUAUGCCAAAAUUAUGGAGGCUGUGUCUUGAAUAUUUCUUGACCUGGCCCAGUGGUUACUUUACCUCUCUUAUGCACAUCUGCUUCCAUCAUCAGUCUGUACCACAGUCCACCUGUCCUACUACUUCACAGUUUCUUGAUUUUCUUGAAGCAUGUCCCACCUUUGAGAUGCUUGUAAUG